AGCCAAAGAGGCGGCCGACCACAACGGAUUUACUCGCAAAUCCGAGGAUCAAAAACAUCAGCGUUCAGCUCGAACUAAAGCGAAAGUACGUUAAACAAUGGACGACAUGGACCAAGUCGCUCAGGGACUAUCAGGAAUGGAUUAAAUUCUUAUUGUCUACCUUCUCUUGAUUUUUAGAUCUGCUGAGCUCGAUCAUAUUAUGCGCUCACUAAUUGAAAGGGAAGAGAAGAUCAAGGAGAAGGAGGUGUAUUUGAUGAAUGCUGAAAAGAACUUCCAGACAGCGGACCAAAUGCUGAGAGAGAAGGAGACGGUGCUCAAUUCUCGGGAGGAGAUUUUACGUAAUCGGGAAUCAAGUCUGACUGAGCGCGAGAUGAAGUUGACCUGGGAGCGACAACAGCUAGAUGAAAGGCGACGCGAGCUCUUACUGGAACAGGAGAAACGACAAUCCAUGGCUCGGAAGGUCAUGUCCUCUAAGCUUAGUGAACCCAUGGCAAUAGACAGUGGGAGUCUCCACGACACCACUACUGUUACCACUACUGCCACCGCCAGUAAAACUAAUAGUCUCUCGACUAAUACCACAGCCUCUCAUGCCAUGCACUCUACCACUGCAUCUACAGCAUCAACCUCUCAGGCAAAUGUCAGCAAUACGAUGGAACGAUUUUUUGCGGCAUUGGCAGCAGAUCAAGGGCAGAACACGCGGACGUUUCCUCGGCGUAAAACCGGCUUGUCCGCAGGACGACAUUCACUGCAGGCAGCUAGCGUGUAUCGCACUUCAGGAUCAAACGGAUCAAUUACCAACGUAUUCUCCGCGCAGCAAACCUCUUCCUCAGAAGCAUUGGAUUUGGGCGGCACCUAUGCGUCCGGCCAAUUGGCAAGCAACUCGGGCAAUGCUCCGAAAACCGCUUCUACCGAGAAUCCAUCCACUGCCUCAAAACUUCUGCAGGGACAAUCUUACACGUAUCAAGGCGCUAAUGGCAAGGAAACGAGACUUUCAGGAAGACUUGGACAAUUGCCUAGCUUAAGUUCUGGGGGCUCUGCCGCGACAUCUUUGUCUACUGCAGACUCUCAGAGACUGAGAGGGAAGUCAAAAUCAGCAUCUGCGCUAGUGGCAUCCAUGUCGUCGACAUCACUAUCGAGCAAAACUCCAGCUCCUUCCUCCAGUAUCAACCCAUUUGUGGUGCCUGAGUUCAUGAAACCAAGCGCGGCGACCACAUCUGCAGGAGGCCUGACUGGCGUCUCGUCCAACCAUAAUUCAAUACCAGGUCUCACCUUCACAGCGUCUACGACCCUUCUCACGACAUCCCCAACCACCAAUCUCGAUAUGCAGAUGUCAGAUACAACGGACUCUUCUUCCCAGCCAUCAAGUGUUUCAGUGAACACUGGCAAUUCCCUACGACCAACAUCCACGCCUAAUAGUUCAUCCAGUCGAAGCCUGUACCCGCCCUUCUCUUCAUCAUCCGUGACCACUAGUCGUCUUUCAUCAAUUCGACCUCAUCUAAUCCCCUCAAUCGGUCAUAGUCGAUUCAAUUCUGCCUUGGCCUCUUCCUCGGCUGGGUCAAACAGCCACAGCACCCUAAGCACCGCAUCCGCCUCGAUACCAUCCUUGAACAGCAAUGACACCCAGUCUUUAGCGGCGGCGAGUGCGACAAAUGGCAAUGCAGUUGCUCAGGAUACAUCGACUACACCGUCAAAGUCCCAGAGCGCGACGAAUUUCGGCGACGAACGGUUUCAACGGCACUCUACGCCAGAACGGAGCCAGCGACUCGAGGACGAGGAUCUAAGGAUGGAAUGGGAUGAUGAUAUUCCGAGUCCGUUUAUUAAGAAGACGUAUCAGCGGCCACCGCCCGCUGGCUCAGGGGGCCCUUUGCCGUAUAGAAACCUCAUGGGAUCCUGAAAGCGUUUGUAAGGAUGUGUCACAAUACUAUCCAUCCUCGGUUAUUGUAGUCGGUGUAAUGUAUUUUAGUAAAGGAACAUU
Gamsiella multidivaricata is the source of this 1975-nucleotide messenger RNA. RefSeq lists its product as uncharacterized. The record is from RefSeq and is a predicted model, not a curated record. The transcript has a single exon. Bases 200 to 1894 code for a protein of 564 amino acids. NCBI's taxonomy places the organism in Eukaryota, Fungi, Mortierellomycota, Mortierellomycetes, Mortierellales, Mortierellaceae.